Messenger RNA from Raphanus sativus (radish), 1104 nucleotides. RefSeq names its product protein SMALL AUXIN UP-REGULATED RNA 12-like. The transcript has 3 exons. Lineage: Eukaryota; Viridiplantae; Streptophyta; Magnoliopsida; Brassicales; Brassicaceae. The coding region runs from base 475 to 972 and encodes 165 amino acids. Gene Ontology annotation, biological process: response to auxin. The record is from RefSeq and is a predicted model, not a curated record.
AGUGACGGGAAAGCCAACAAAAAAUCUUGUGUGUGAGAGAAUCAAUGAAAUGAAAAAAACCUAUAAAAUCCAAAAUAGGCCAUUCUCCAUUUUUCGAUCUCCCAGAAUUCGCUUCUCUAUUCGUUUGCCCCACCAAACAUUUUAGAUUGUAUUAAAAUUAUUUUUUAGAUUUUUUUUUUUAGUUUUAGUUCUUGAAAACAUUUUUUCCUCGUCGUCAUUUGAGCUUCCUAGUCUUGGAAAAUAAAAAACCUGAAAAAGAACGAAGCAACAAAAAAGAAGAAGAAGAAGAAACAAAUCUUGGGAGCUCCUUCCGCUUUUUCUUGUGCAUGGUGUACCUCAUCGAGUCUAUAGCUAAGAGUGAUUCAUCAAUUCGUUUUCCUCUACACCUACAAGUGCAGAAGAUCUUAUGAGACAUUUGAUUUCUCAUUGAAGAAAACGUUGCGAGUCGUACUAUCGUAUUAUUAGGCAGGGCAGAUGGAUGAAAACAAUGCAGCAAAGUUAACCGGAAUUCGGCAGAUCGUUAGGCUAAAGGAGAUUUUGCAGAAAUGGCAAACUGUAACGAUAGGUUCUAAGUCAGAUGUUCCUCCACUGGAAGCUGGAAAGCAAGCGGCGUCACUAGUUUCACCAGCGAUCAGCAAGAGGCUAUUAGAUGUCAAGAAUUGUGACUCGGAUGAGGAAAACAGUCAAAGCCCUAAGACUCCGGCUGAUGUUCCGAGAGGGUAUCUAGCGGUUUAUGUUGGACCGGAGCUAAGGAGGUUUAUCAUACCAACAAGCUAUCUCAGCCAUUCUUUGUUCAAAGUUUUGCUCGAGAAAGCAGAAGAAGAGUUUGGGUUUGAUCAGAGCGGUGCGCUUACCAUCCCUUGCGAGGUCGAGACUUUUAAGUUCUUACUUAAAUGCAUGGAGAACAAUCUUAAAGAUAAUCACCCUGACGACAGCUCCGCUAGGGAUGCACUAGAACCGAAGGAAGAGUAAAUACAAAUCAAGUGGAAAUUGUAAUUUUUAAUUAUUGAUUAUUGUUAUCUUUUGCUUAUGUUUAACAUAUGUGGAUGGAAAUUGUUAGGUGAUUACUUUGGGGGUGUAAUUGUAAAAUCAGGUUAUUUUUUA